AUGUCCCUAUACUCUGACCAUAUCCUUCGACAUGUGCCGUCAUUCUCCCGCAUACUAGUAGCAUCAUCCAUCUUACGCAUCGCGCUCAUCAUCUACAGCGAGUGGCAUGAUGCCCACUCCAUUGUGAAAUACACCGACGUCGACUACCGCGUAUUCAGUGAUGCUGCUCGUUUCAUGCUGCAUCCGUCCCCGGACAAUCGUGCGGAGGGCCCAUUAGCAGCGUACUUCAACUUCGGAAGUCCAUAUACGCGCGCAACGUACCGCUACACUCCGUUGCUCGCUGUCCUACUCGCUCCGAACGAAUGGGUGCACCCAUCCUUUGGGAAGUUCUUGUUCGCGGCCGCGGAUAUAGUUGCGGGAGUGCUCAUGCACAACCUGCUUCUCUCCAUCGUCCUCCCUGAUGGAUCGCGCAUCCCACAAAAGAAUGUGACCGAGAAUGCCAGCUCUGGUGCAGCGGACGCGAAGAACCGUGAAGAAGCACUACGGCGACGAGCAACUUUCCUAGUCUCCCUACAUCUCCUGAAUCCUCUCGUCUUCACCAUAUCCACGCGUGGCUCUUCGGAGUCUGUAUUGUCGCUUUUCGUCCUCGCUACGUUGUACUAUGCUCUCAAGGGCAACUGGGAUCUCUCCGCCGUUCUCUUGGGACUGUCGACACACUGGAAAAUAUACCCGUUCAUUUACGGCGUCGCGUGUCUAGGAGUAAUAGGGAGGGAACAUGGGGCAGGGGGAGGCUUGACCGGUUACUUGCGGUCGAUCUUGAACAGAGGUACGGCCAGGUUUGGGCUGAUCAGUGGAAUGACCUUCCUGGCGUGUGGUGUUGCAAUGUACGCCAUCUGGGGGCAGCCGUUUCUUGAGGAGUCUUACCUGUACCAUCUCCAUCGGCUCGAUCACCGACACAACUUCUCGCCCUACUUCUACCUGGUGUAUCUCACAUAUCCAUCUGCGCAAGACGAGCUGUCGCUGGAGGCCUCGGGCUGGAAGCGUCUCCUACGAUCUCCGCUGACGAGCUUCAUCCCGCAAAUGGUGCUCGCGCUUGGCACUGGCCUGCUGUUUGGUCGUCGGAAGGAAGACCUAGUCUUCACAUGGACAGUGCAGACCUUCGUGUUCGUGGUGUUCAACAAGGUCUGCACAUCGCAAUACUUCUUGUGGUAUACAUUGUUCCUCCCCCUACUGCUACCUCGGCUCUCGAUGUCAGGCCGUCGCGCACUUGCGUAUGGUGCAGUUUGGAUUGGGACGCAAGCGCUAUGGCUGAGCGAGGCUUACAAGCUCGAGUUCUUGGGCCAGAACGUCUUCUUUGGGUUGUGGGCCAGGGGGUUAGUCUAUGUUGUGGGCAAUUGUUGGGUGCUUGCAGGGAUCAUGGACUCGUACACCGAAUCAUAA
This is a messenger RNA of Dichomitus squalens LYAD-421 SS1, 1380 nucleotides long. Its product is annotated as glycosyltransferase family 50 protein. The transcript is spliced from 4 exons. Gene Ontology annotation, molecular function: GPI mannosyltransferase activity; alpha-1,4-mannosyltransferase activity. Gene Ontology annotation, cellular component: membrane; glycosylphosphatidylinositol-mannosyltransferase I complex. The record is from RefSeq and is a predicted model, not a curated record. NCBI's taxonomy places the organism in Eukaryota, Fungi, Basidiomycota, Agaricomycetes, Polyporales, Polyporaceae. Gene Ontology annotation, biological process: GPI anchor biosynthetic process. The coding region runs from base 1 to 1380 and encodes 459 amino acids.